AUGAUUCGCAAUGUCUCAAAAUUGACGGCCUUGAAUUGCAAACACAGUGGUCCAAUUUGCAAGUUAAUUUUAGGAAAAGAUGCAUCUAAUGAUUUUACUAGUACGCAAUGUAAGCAGUUUUCCACAAAUAUACCUGAAUAUGAUGUCUGUAUUGUUGGUACUGGUAUUGUUGGAAUGGCUACAGCCCAGGAACUGAUCAAAAGAUACCCAUCACUAAAAUUUAUCAGUGUGGACAAGGAAAGUGUCAUUGCUGCCCAUCAGAGUGGGCACAACAGUGGGGUCAUUCAUGCUGGCAUCUACUACACUCCUGGUUCUUUGAAGGCCAAGCUCUGCGUCGAAGGAUUGAAGCUUUCAUACAAAUAUCUCGAUGCUAAUAAUAUCCCUUAUAGAAAGUGUGGCAAGCUCAUUGUGGCAACAAAUCCAGAGGAGGUUAAGAGGUUAGAUGUUCUGCAUGAUCGAGGCAUCAAAAAUGAGGUCCCUGACCUCAAGGUAGUUGGUCCCGAUGAGAUUAAACAAAUUGAACCAAACUGCGUGGGCCUCAAAGCCCUUCACUCUCCCCACACUGGCAUUGUGGAUUGGGGUUAUGUGACGACCAUUUACGGCAAGAACUUUGAGAAGAGUGGAGGCACCAUCAAACUGAAUUUCGAGGUCACGAACUUUGAGGAGGCCAAAGAUAGCCCUGAUUAUCCUGUUCUCGUGACUGGACACAGCACUAGCGUUGUAGGCUUGUCGUCAUCAGUUCGAGCGAAGUACGUGAUAACAUGCGGAGGACUGUACGCAGACAAGUUAGCUCAGAAAUCCGGUUGUGAUCCCGUGCCCAAGAUAGUCCCGUUCCGUGGGGAGUAUUUGCUUUUGAAACCUGAAAAGAGGAAUCUCGUUAAUGGAAAUAUUUAUCCUUGUCCUGACCCUAAAUUUCCGUUCCUUGGGGUGCACUUCACACCUCGCAUCAACGGGGACGUCUGGCUAGGCCCGAAUGCCGUGCUGGCUUUCAAGAGGGAGGGGUAUAAGUUGCUGGAUUUUAGUCCAACUGAAUUUUUUGAUGCUAUCGCAUUCUCUGGCCUCAGGAAGUUGGUCUUUUCAAAUUUGAACUACGCAUUUGGCGAGUUGUAUCGUGGCGUGUAUACAGCCGCUCAGGUCAAGGUGCUUCAGAGGUUUGUGCCAUCACUGAGGGUCGAAGAUGUCGUCAAAGGGCCAUCAGGUGUUAGAGCCCAAGCAUUGGACACGUCGGGCAAACUCGUGGACGACUUCGUGUUCGAUAGUGGCACAGGAAGCAUCGGAAGCCGCAUGUUGCACGUCAGAAACGCACCAUCGCCUGCCGCCACUUCGUCGCUUGCCAUCGCUAAAGUCGUUGCUGAUAAAGCUAAGGAAGUCUUCAAGCUGUGA
Messenger RNA from Helobdella robusta, 1383 nucleotides. RefSeq lists its product as hypothetical. The transcript has 9 exons. Lineage: Eukaryota; Metazoa; Annelida; Clitellata; Rhynchobdellida; Glossiphoniidae. Gene Ontology annotation, molecular function: (S)-2-hydroxyglutarate dehydrogenase activity; (S)-2-hydroxy-acid oxidase activity. The coding region runs from base 1 to 1383 and encodes 460 amino acids. The record is from RefSeq and is a predicted model, not a curated record.